Messenger RNA from Oppiella nova, 2603 nucleotides. The record is from the annotation of a GenBank genome assembly. NCBI's taxonomy places the organism in Eukaryota, Metazoa, Arthropoda, Arachnida, Sarcoptiformes, Oppiidae.
GCUAUUCACAAAAAACAUCUGUUUUUCAAAAAUCUGUUUUAAAUUUCAAAUGCCUUUUGAAGUGAAAACUAAUUGUGUUUUGAUUUUUAGCGACAAAAUUAAUACACGUUUUAGUGGUUUAAGCGGUGAUCACGUGAUCGCGUGAAUUGGUGUCCCAUUUGCUCAAGACUUUUAACACCCGGGAACCGAUGUCUGAAUUAUCUCUGAACCAGAGUUGGGACUAUUUGUCGGCGAGUUUGACACACUUCGAGCCAACAAGUGGCCACAACUCGUGUGAACUCCAGACUGCGAUACAAGUACUCAAAGACAACUCAUUCCUCGAGGUACUCAUCGAAUGGUACUAUGAUUUGUACAACACAUACAUCAACGAAGAACUCGUACCGCAGUUUUGGUCGCCAUUCAAGACGAGACACCACUCGUCGUCCGCCAACUCCUCGGACACCGCUUUCCCCACGACAUCCACUCACGACAUCCUAUUCGCCGCCUUUAACGAGCUCUUCGUGUCCGCCAAUAAGUGGAUCGAAAACCAAGUGUUGAGAUCAGUGUUCGAGUUGUGCUCCGAUUGUCAACAGUUCCGCGAACUGCAGAUGAAGAUGAAGGCACUGUUGCGGUCGAUACUGAUGGCGGAGAUACCCGUCUGCUUCAAUCAGUACCUCUUAAGCGCCUAUUCGUUGGCCUUUUCGGUGAAUCAGUACCAGAAGAAUAGACACAACCUGUCGGUCGACGUGUCCACCGAAUCGAUCGAAAUGGACGCCAAGUGCAGAGGGUGUCAGCAGUCCAUCGAAUGCUUGUGUCGAUCCAUCGGCGAAGACUUCAUGCAAUUCAACCGACAGUUGAGUGAAUUAUCACUGAUUGAAGUGAUGUCUGGCGACACCAUCACGUCUGUGAUGCACUCGUGCAUCGAAAAGCAUAUCUACCAGAGCUGUAAAGGCAACUUCGAGGUCUCGUGUAUCUGCAAUCUCAAGAAGUGGAUCGACAACACUGUCAUCAAUUGGGUGCGCAUAGUGUACGGCAUGUCCUCCUUCAGCAACAGUCUGUCCAACUUAGAGGAACGGCUGACACACUUCCUGUACGAGACGUACGCCAACUGUCGUAUGGAACAGAUGUUCGACAUUAUCAUCGAAUACCCGGAGUCGGAGCCAUCGCUGAUCGACUUGAGGGAGUGUCUGGAAAAGUGCGCCAACUUUAGGCCCAAACUGAUUAAGUCGCUGAAGGAGUCGCUGGAGACCCGGCUCCUACACCCGGGCGUCAGCACCAGCGACAUACUGGCCGCCUAUAUAUCGGCCAUUAAGGCGCUCCGGGUGUUGGACCCGACGGGUGUGGUGUUGCAGUUGGUGUGCGAGCCGGUGCGCCGGUACCUCAAGUCACGGGACGACACCGUCCGGUGCAUCAUAACGGCGCUGACGGACGAGACGUCUAGCGAACUGUCGCCGGAGUUCGUGAAAGGGGGCGUCCAGUCGAGCGAUGAGAACAACUACGCCAGCGAUGACGAGAAUAUCGGUGACAAUUGGCAGCACUGGGUGCCCGACCCCAUAGAUGCCAAUCAGGAAGUGACUAACGGGGGAACGGGUGGCUCGAAGUCGCUGAGGAGUUCCGAUAUCGUCAGCAUUUUGGUGAACAUCUACGAGAGUAAGGAUCUGUUCGUCGAGGAGUACCAGCGACUGCUGGCGCAGAGGCUGUUGACGAACUUCGAGUGCAAUCUGGAACACGAGCGCCGGAACCUCGAGCUCCUGACCCUCCGGUUCGGCGAAUCGGAUCUUCACGCCUGCGAAGUGAUGCUCAAAGACGUGAAAGAGUCGGAGCGUAUCAAUCAGCGCAUCAAUUCUGGUGAGAUCGAGGCGCACCGCAUAGACGCCUUUCCCAUCAAUUCGCUGAUACUGUCGGCCCAAUUCUGGCCGGAGAAGCUCGGGUUGCCGGCCAUCGAGGACUUGAGCGGUCUUAAGCUGCCGCCGGAGGUCGACUCCGGGACCCAGGAGUACACGCGUGCGUUCGAGACCAUCAAAGGCAGCCGUACGCUGAACUGGAUGUCCCACUUGGGUCUCGUGCAGCUGGAGCUGGACUUUAACGGCAAAAAGUUGACGUAUUCCGUGCCGCCCAUACAGGCGACCAUCAUAUGGCACUUCCAGUCGCGCCAGUCGUGGACUAUCACCGAACUGUGCGAAGUGAUGGGUAUUCCGCCGUCAAUACUGCGCCGACGGAUCGCUUUGUGGCAAAACAAAGGCAUUCUGAAGGAGACGACAACCGACCGGUUUGUGCUGAUAGAGGACGAGCGGAUAGUGUCGGCGCAUACCGGCGCCCACGCGGACACGCAUAUGGACAACGAUUUUGACGAAGACAUGGCUAACGAUAAGAUGACGGCGUCGGCAGUCGAUGAGAGGGAGGAGAAGCUGUCGGUGUACUGGAGUUUUGUGCUCAAUAUGCUCCAGAAUCUGAAUUCGUUGACAUUGGAGCGGAUCCAUCAGAUGCUGCAGAUGUUUGCCAUGCAGUCGGCCAACGCUAAUGAGCUGACCGCUCAUGAGUUGAGACAGUUCUUGGAGUCGAAGGUGAGGGAGCAGAAGCUGGUCUACUCUAACGGACAGUAUAGGCUCAAUGAUGCCAAUUGA